AUGCCAAGGCCGAACAUCGCCAACACUCAGGCUGAACACCUAGCCGACAGACAGGAGCGCUCCAUUGCGGUCGACUGGCUGGUUGAGGUGCAGACGAGGGGGCGGCUGAGGACUGCGACGAUCUUCCUUGCUGUGAGCCUCAUCGAUGGGUACCUUGCAUUGAAAGAGGUGAAGCGUGACUCGCUCCAGCUGCUAGUUGUAGCUGCUCUCUUUGCGGCUGCGAAGUUCGAGGAGAUACAGCCCCUUCAAUUGCGCGAUCUGGUCACCCUCACGCAGCAGACCUGCUCCAAGCAAGACAUUCGGGCCAUGGAGGCUAAGCUGUUGACCACUGUGGAGUUCCGGCUUUGCCGGCCCACGGCGGCCCACUUUGCAGAUAGGUACUUGCAGACUCAUGGCUGCGAAGAGGUCCAGGGGGCCGUCGUCGCGUAUCUCCUGCAGCUGGCCCUGAUGGACUUCGGCAUGCUGAGGUACACGCCAUCGGAACAGGUGACUGCUGCCGCCAUGAUCAGCUCCAGGCUAAGUGGCGACCAAGCCAUGCAGGCCAACUUCACCAGGGCUGGUGCGCCCAACCGCGAGCAGCGCGUGCUGCGCUGCGCCAUGAACCUUUGCCGUCUCGUCCAGGCGGCGAAGAAGUCGCCAUGGCAGGCCGUGCGACGCAAGUUCAUGAGGUCACGGAAUCCGGGAGUUUCGGCUUGCAUAAGUGAGCUCGAGGAGUAG
Messenger RNA from Symbiodinium natans, 717 nucleotides. NCBI's taxonomy places the organism in Eukaryota, Dinophyceae, Suessiales, Symbiodiniaceae. The record is from the annotation of a GenBank genome assembly.